Molecule: messenger RNA, 2513 nt
Organism: Talpa occidentalis (Iberian mole)
Lineage: Eukaryota; Metazoa; Chordata; Mammalia; Eulipotyphla; Talpidae
Product: protocadherin alpha-8-like
Biological process (GO): homophilic cell-cell adhesion
Cellular component (GO): plasma membrane
Molecular function (GO): calcium ion binding
Source: RefSeq, a predicted model, not a curated record
CAAGCAAUGCCGUGGUUCUUCUGUAUAUCAAAGAAGCUCUUCGGGUAACUUUAAAAAGAGGAUUUGAUAUGGUGUUUUCUUGGCAAGGAGACCCGGGAUGCCGGUGUCUGCUGCUCUCCCUUCUGCUCAUCCCAGUCUGGGAGGCUGGGAGCGGCCAGGUCCGCUACUCGGUCCCCGAGGAGGCCAAACACGGCACCUUCGUGGGCCGCAUCGCCCAGGACCUGGGGCUGGAGCUGGCCGAGCUGGUGCCCCGCCUGUUCCGCCUGGCGUCCAAGGGCCGCGGGGACCUUCUGGAGGUAAACCUGCAGAAUGGCAUUCUGUUUGUGAAUUCUCGGAUCGACCGCGAGGAGCUGUGCGGGCGGAGCGCGGAGUGCAGCCUGCACCUGGAGGUGAUCGUGGACAGGCCGCUGCAGGUGUUCCACGUGGAGGUGGAGGUGAGGGACAUUAACGACAACCCGCCUGUGUUCCUAGAAAAGGAACAAAAACUAUUCAUUUCAGAAUCCAGAAUGACGCAUUCUCGUUUUCCACUAGAGGGUGCUUGGGAUGCAGAUGUCGGAGUUAACUCCUUAUUAACCUACAAGCUUAGUGAUAGUGAAUACUUCAUGCUGGAUGUAAAUUCAAAAAAUGAGGAGAAUAAACAAGUUGAGCUUGUGUUAAGGAAAUCUUUGGACAGAGAGGAAGCUCCCGACCAUAACUUGUUCCUGACAGCGACUGACCAAGGUAAACCCGAGCUCACUGGCACUGUGCAGCUGCUGGUCACUGUGCUGGACGUGAACGACAAUGCGCCCACCUUUGAACAAUCUGAAUACGAAGUAAAAAUAUUCGAAAACUCAGAAAACGGAACGACAGUUAUCAGGCUGAAUGCUUCUGAUCGCGAUGAAGGAGCCAAUGGAGAGAUUUCAUAUUCUUUCAAUAGCCUUGUGCCACCCGUGAUUACUGACCAGUUUAGAGUAGAUACAAACACUGGGGAAAUAGUAACUCGAGGGAAUUUAGAUUUUGAAAAUACGAAUUUAUACAAGAUCCGUAUUGAUGCGAUGGACAGAGGCCACCCUCCGAUGGUAGGUCAUUGUACGGUGCUAGUGAAAGUUUUGGAUAAGAAUGAUAACGUCCCGCAUGUUGCAUUGACUUCCUUAUCCUUGCCUGUCCGAGAGGACGCCCCGUUCGGCACUGUCAUUGCCCUGAUCAGCGUGUCCGACAGCGACUCUGGUGUCAACGGGCAGGUGACCUGCAGCCUGACACCCAGUGUCCCCUUCAAGCUGGUGUCCACCUUCAAGAACUACUAUUCACUAGUGCUGGACAGCGCCCUGGACCGCGAGAGCGUGCCGAGCUACGGGGUGGUGGUGACCGCGCGCGACGGGGGCUCGCCUCCGCUGUCGGCCACGGCCAGCGUGUGGGUGGAGGUGGCCGACGUGAACGACAACGCGCCCGCGUUCGCGCAGCCCGAGCACACGGUGUUCGUGAGGGAGAACAACGCGCCCGGCCGCCACAUCUGCACGCUGUCGGCGCGCGACCCCGACGCGCAGGAGAACGCGCGGGUGUCCUACUCGCUGGUGGAGCGGCGGGUGGGCGAGCGCGCGCUGUCGAGCUACGUGUCGGUGCACGCGGAGAGCGGCCGGGUGUUCGCGCUGCAGCCGCUGGACCACGAGGAGCUGGAGCUGCUGCAGUUCCAGGUGAGCGCGCGCGACGCGGGCGUGCCGCCUCUGGGCAGCAACGUGACGCUGCAGGUGUUCGUGCUGGACGAGAACGACAACGCGCCCGCGCUGCUGCCGGGCGGCGCGGGCGAGCUGGUGCCGCGCUCGCUGGGCGCGGGCCACGUGGUGGCCAAGGUGCGCGCGGUGGACGCGGACUCGGGCUACAACGCGUGGCUGUCGUACGAGCUGCUGCAGCCGGCGGCGGCGGCGGCGGGCGGCGCGCGCGGCCCGUUCCGCGUGGGGCUGUACACGGGCGAGAUCAGCACGACGCGCGCCCUGGACGAGGCGGACGCGCCGCGCCAGCGCCUGCUGGUGCUGGUGAAGGACCACGGCGAGCCGGCGCUCACGGCCACGGCCACGGUGCUGCUGUCGCUGGUGGAGAGCGGGCUGGCGCCCCGCGCGUCGUCGCGCGCGCCCGAGGGCGCGGCGGGCGCGCCGACGGCGCUGCUGGACGUGAACGUGUACCUGAUCGUCGCCAUCUGCGCCGUGUCCAGCCUGCUGGUGCUGACGCUGCUGCUGUACGUGGCGCUGCGCUGCGCGGCGCCGCCGGGCGAGGGCGCGGCGCGGGCGCGGGCGGCCGGGAAGCCGGCGCUGGUGUGCGCCAGCGCGGUGGGGAGCUGGUCGUGCUCGCAGCAGCGGCGGCAGAGGGUGUGCUCCGGGGAGGGCCCGCCCAAGACCGACCUCAUGGCCUUCAGCCCCAGCCUUCCUCCGUGUCCUGGAUCUACAGGUGCAAUGGAAGUUCCUCAAGCUUCUUUGGACUCCUCUGGGAAGGUUGGUGGUUUUAGCCUUUUAUUUAUCCACAUAUUUAUUAUUUAGUCUUGA